CGGAGUCCUAUUUUGUCUAUGGCUUUUUUUUGGGUGUCCUUGACAAGUGUUUUCUUGACAAUAGGUUGAUUCUUUCUACAUGUUUGGAGGCUGGGAAUUCUGGGUUUUUGUUGAGACUCAUUGUGUUAGAGAGAGAUAUGUUGGUGGACAUGUUUGGUGCUCCAAAUGCUGAUUUGCUGCUUCACUCGAGUACUAAUACUCCUCCUCCUCAGGAUUUGAGCUGCCGAUUCGAGCAAGCAUGUGUUUUGAGUUCAAACGUUAAUGGUGUGAGUUUCUUGAAUCGCUUCAGUUUCUGCAGCUUCUUCCAAUGACUACUUCUCUUUGAAAAUUUCGGAAUCCGAUGAUCAUUUUCUGUUAAGGCAUUCUUUGAUUCUUUAUAUUAGGUGGGUUUUUGUUGAUUUGUUCUUCUUAUAUAUACAUCACAUAAUUGAUUCAUAUAGGGGACACACACAUUUCCACUGAUUUAUUCCACAUACUUUCAUCGGAUUCCUUAGGGUUUGCUAGUCUUUUGUUCAAAAACUUCACCACACUCACAUAGCUUGUUGUUUCUCUGUAUUUUCUCUGCACAUUUAAGUUCUUACAAAUUUAUACAGAACAGUAAUACAUAGCACAGAUUGUAUUAAUUUAUACGUAUAGAGACAACAUAGAGGAAAAGAAAAUAGGUGUUUUGGAGUUGAACAUAAGAAAACAGAGAAAAUUGGAAGGAAAUAGAAUAUGUUGGCUGGGUGUUCUUCUACAUUAGUGUCACCGAGGCCUAGAUUGAGGAGUGAAGCAGCAUCAGCACAGUUCCCAGCUUGUCAUUACCCUUCAAUGAGCACACAAAGACUAGACUUGCCAUGUAGUUUUUCGCGGAAGGACACCUCGAUAUCGCAACCCGGUAGGCCCGUUGGCCUUUCGGUUGAGAAGCCGUUCGAAUCGAAGGCCAGCAGUUGUUCUCUCAAGCAGAACAUUCGCCUACCGCCUUCUGCAACAGACGUCAAGAGCGAGUUUUGGGACAAGGGUAAAAGCUUGAAGAGGUAUGCUGAGGAGUGCUCUUUUGGUGAAGAUGAUGAUGAUCAGUCAUACAUCAACAGGGUUAAGAGGAAAAGGGGCAAUGGAAAACCGGGCGAUUCUCCUAAAGGCAGUGAAGACUUGGGUUUUGGCCAAUUGGGUAGUGGAAAUUUUUGGUUUCAGCCAAAUUUAAUCACAGGCCUUAACAUGCCUCAAGUUCCUUUCUCUUUGUCAUGUUCAGGAGAGGAAGAGAGGGUCUGUUAUGUGCCUAGUGAUGUGAUUUCGCCGCCUCUGCCUCCAUCAAACAAUCGUUGGGCAGAACCUGUGGUGACUCAGAUUACAGACUUAGGUGAGAAGAAGGUUGAGACGAGGCAUGGACCGGUCAAGGCGGCAUCAGGAUCAAGUACUUCAUCAGAGAGCCAUAGCUUGGACCUUAAGCAGGUUGAAAACCCUUUAGGCCAUGAUAUAGGAAAUGGGUCUGGGCCACGCAACCCAAGAGAAGAAGAAGAGGUGGCUGCAGCUGAAAUCGACGACAACCACAGGGAGGAGGUUGGGUUUGAGCUCAUCAGCUUGUUAAUGGCUUGUGUUGAGGCGAUUGGAUCGAAAAAUAUUGCUGGGAUUAACCACUUCAUAGCUAAACUGGGGGAACUGGCUUCUCCGAAGGGAUCUCCUAUAAGUCGGCUUACCGCUUACUUUGUUGAAGCUUUAGCUUUGAGAGUUACUAGGCUUUGGCCUCAUGUUUUUCACGUUCAAACUCCUCGGGAGCUUGAUCGGGUGGACGACGAUGGUGGCACUGCACUAAGGCUUCUGAACCAGGUUAGCCCCAUUCCUAAGUUCAUUCAUUUCACCUCAAAUGAAAUUAUAUUGAGAACUUUUGAAGGGAAGGACAGGGUCCACAUCAUAGAUUUCGACAUUAAGCAAGGGCUUCAGUGGCCUAGCUUGUUCCAGAGUUUGGCCACUAGGGCUAAUCCCCCAACCCAUGUUAGGAUUACUGGAAUAGGUGAAUCCAAACAGGAGCUAAUCGAAAUGGGAGAGAGACUAGCUGGAUUUGCUGAGGCGUUGAGCCUGCCUUUCGAAUUCCACCCAGUUGUUGACCGGUUGGAAGAUGUGAGGCUGUGGAUGCUUCAUGUUAAGGAUGGAGAAACCGUGGCUGUGAACUGCGUUUUCCAACUGCACAAGAUGCUCUAUGAUGGUACCGGUGGAGCGAUUAAGGACUUUUUGGGUCUAAUUCGGAGCACAAACCCCAAAAUCGUUCUUAUGGCGGAGCAAGAAGCAGAACACAAUGAUCUUGUAUUGGAAGCUAGACUUACCAAGUCAUUGAAAUACUAUUCUGCUAUUUAUGACUCCAUUGAUUCAUCUAGCCUUCCAUUGGACAGCCCGGUAAGGAUCAAGAUAGAGGAGAUGUUUGGGCGCGAGAUUAAGAAUAUUAUCGCUUGUGAAGGAAGUGAGAGGAUUGAAAGGCACGAGACUUUUGGGAAGUGGAGGAGGUUGAUGGAGCAAGGAGGGUUCAGAUGUGUGGGAGUUAGUGAGAGGGAACUGCUGCAAAGUCGAAUGCUGUUGAAGAUGUACUCUUGUGAGAAUUACCGCGUGGAAAAGCAAGGAGAAGAUGGUGGAGUUGCUCUUACUCUAAGUUGGAUGGAUCAGCCUCUUAUCACCGUAUCAGCUUGGGUGCCUGUUGAUGUUGUCGGCAGCUCUUCAUCAUACUCUCAGCCAAUUUGAGUUGUCACGGAUUUCUUCUUCAUUCCAUGCUUAGUCGUUUUCCUUCAUCUAUGUCACACAGGAAAGGAUACUAAAUUCUUUGUAGGUAGAAAAAUCUUGCAUUAUUCUUUCAUUCUUUUGUUGCAGAUAAGAUUUGUUGGUAUAGGUUUCCAUUCUUCACAGGACAGAGUUAUAGAUGUCAGUCAGUAGCUUUGGAGUCACCUUUUUAUUGUUUUAUUCCUUGAUUAUUUAUGUGCUGAAAUUCUUUGUUAGUUUGUCACUUCAAAUAUGUUGUAUUCUUUGUUUGUAAGGAUAUCAUCAAUAUCAUUUUGAACCAUGUACCUCAAAAUUGGAUUAAGAUAUAUGAAAUAUCACAGUUGUGUUUAGUUAUUAGUA
Molecule: messenger RNA, 3084 nt
Organism: Rhododendron vialii
Lineage: Eukaryota; Viridiplantae; Streptophyta; Magnoliopsida; Ericales; Ericaceae
Product: scarecrow-like protein 28
Exons: 1
Coding region: 715-2709 (664 amino acids)
Biological process (GO): regulation of DNA-templated transcription
Cellular component (GO): nucleus
Molecular function (GO): sequence-specific DNA binding; DNA-binding transcription factor activity
Source: RefSeq, a predicted model, not a curated record